AUGACAAGAACAGCUCUAAUCGUAGUUGACGUACAAUACGAUUUCUUACCCCAUGGUUCACUAGCUAUACCUGACGGGGAUCGUAUCUUAUCACCCAUCAACAAGUUAUUGGAUGUGGAGGAGGGAUGGGAUUGGACAAUUGUCGUCGCUUCCCAGGACUAUCAUCCCCCAGGUCAUAUUUCCUUCGCUUCUACCCAUGAUGCACAACCUUUCACCUCGAGAAUAGUCACCGACGUACAUGACAGAACGUACGAACAGAUGAUGUGGCCUGAUCAUUGUAUUGUAGGUACUCACGGGGUGGAGAUACAUGAGGAUGUGAAUGAAUGUUUGAGGUGUUGGAAAGGAGAGAAGAGGAUUGCAUGUCACAAAUGUCUCGAAGCCUAUUCUGCUUUCGAAGGAUAUCUCCUUGCUCCUGAAUCUACCACUUCCUCUGACACAACUCCCGACCAACCAGUCGAUCCUCCCGUCUCCUCAAGAGAAACGGAACUCGCCAGAUAUCUGUUUCUGAACCGAAUCCAAAAAGUAGUCGUCGUUGGUCUAGCUUUAGACUAUUGUGUUAAAUCUACCGCUUUGUCUUCACUCGAAGCAGGGUUUCCAACAGCGGUCUUCCUGCCUGGAACGGCGGGUACCAGUGUCGAAGGGGAGACGACGGCGAUAUCCGCGGUGAAAGAAAAGGGAGGGGUGGUGGUGAUUGAGAAAGAAUUAAGAAAAUGGAUACAGUGA
Molecule: messenger RNA, 723 nt
Organism: Tremella mesenterica DSM 1558
Lineage: Eukaryota; Fungi; Basidiomycota; Tremellomycetes; Tremellales; Tremellaceae
Exons: 4
Coding region: 1-723 (240 amino acids)
Source: RefSeq, a predicted model, not a curated record